This is a messenger RNA of Rotaria socialis, 690 nucleotides long. The record is from the annotation of a GenBank genome assembly. NCBI's taxonomy places the organism in Eukaryota, Metazoa, Rotifera, Eurotatoria, Philodinida, Philodinidae.
AUGGCGGAUAGUGAUGAAUAUGAAAUUAGCCUAAUCGACAAUGAAAUAGAUGCUCGUUUAUGUGCUAAACUGACUGCUGAAGAAUUCGUUUUAAAUAAUUCUUUGUCGGUUUUCAACCAAUCGAAAGCUGAAGAUUUGCUUGAAAAAUGGCUGUUGCCAUUCAUAGUCGAUGGAUUUCAUCAAAAAUUGUCAUUUUUUAUACGACAUCGUCCUACCAAUGAAAUUGUCGCUACACUAAUGGCUUCUGAUUUAUAUUUCUAUUGUGAACAGCGUUCGCAUGAUGAACCAAGCCCAUCAUCUCAAGAUCCAACAGCAGCUUUAUUUUCAGAACUAAUCCAUGAAUUUGUUCAUGAUGAGUUCAAACAAGAAUUAAAAACAAAUAUGGUUCUAUAUAUCGUAGCCGGAGCAACACUCGCGAAAUACGCCGGCAAAAAUUUAGCUACUAAGUUGCGUAUUCAUCUUUGUAACUAUGCACGAGAUAUAAAAGGUUUUCAAUAUGCAUUCAUACAGACAAUGAGUCCGGCGACAAGACACAUCUAUGUCAAGAAAAUGAAUGGAAAAGAAAUGAAAAUCGUCGAUCUAGCAACUUGGCAAUGGAAGAAGAAAGAUGACGGUUCAUCGUAUCCAUUCAAAAAUUAUCAUAACGAGCCCGCUGUGAAUAUUCUUAUCGAUUUUAAUGAACGAAAAUAA